Triticum turgidum subsp. durum (durum wheat) is the source of this 1152-nucleotide messenger RNA. The record is from the annotation of a GenBank genome assembly. NCBI's taxonomy places the organism in Eukaryota, Viridiplantae, Streptophyta, Magnoliopsida, Poales, Poaceae.
AUGGCGUCCUCCUCCGAUGAGCAGCCCAAGCCGCCCGAGCCUCCCGCGGCCGCCGUGGCUGUGGCCACCGCCGCGCCGCAGUCCCACGCAGAGUGGGCCGCCUCGAUGCAGGCGUUCUACGCCUCCGGGGGGCAUCCCUACGCCGCCUGGCCCGCGCAGCACCUGAUGGCGGCGGCGGCGGCCUCAGGGACAUCGUACGGCGCGCCGGUGCCGUUCCCCAUGUACCACCCGGGGGCCGCGAUGGCGUACUACGCCCACGCGUCCAUGGCCGCGGGUGUUCCUUACCCGACUGCUGAAGCUGUUGCUGCCGCCGCCGCUGCGCCAGUUGUGGCAGAAGGGAAGGGCAAGGCUAAGGGCGGUGGCCUGUCUUCUGAGAAGGGCAGUUCUGCUGCGCCCUCUGGCGACGACGCUUCGCAGAGCUGUGACAGCGGCAGCGACGAGUCCUCAGACACGAGAGAUUAUGACACUGACCAAAAGGAUUCGUCUGCACCUAAGAAGAGGAAAUCUGGUAAUACCUCAGCGGAAGGUGAACCGUCUCAAGCUGCUGCUGUUCCAUAUGCUGCUGUCGAGUCACCGUAUCAGUUGAAGGGGAGGUCUGCCUCGAAGCUUCCAGUUUCUGCGCCUGGGCGGGCAGCACUUCCCAAUGCCACGCCAAAUCUGAACAUAGGGAUUGAUCUUUGGAGUGCUUCUCAAUCCUUAGCUGUGAUCCCAGUGCAGGGGGAAGCAAAUCCUGGGUUGGCCCUUGCCCGAUGUGAUGGUGUUGGUCAGCUGGAUGAGCGUGAAAUUAAGAGGGAGAGGCGAAAACAAUCUAAUAGGGAGUCUGCGAGGAGAUCAAGGUUACGCAAGCAGCAAGAGUGCGAGGAAUUAUCCAGGAAGGUUGCUGAGCUGACAACAGAGAACAACGCCCUCAGAACUGAGCUUGACCAGCUUAAGAAGGCCUGUGAAGAUAUGGAAGCACAAAAUGCACGACUAAUGGGUGAAAUGAUUCAGUCUCAGGAACCUGCUGCGGUCACAACCACACUGGGCAUGAGCAUCGCAGCGCCCAAAGUGCAGCAGCACGAUGAUGAGGGUAAGCUUCAUAAGAAGGCUAAUAAUAACAGCAACGGGAAGUACGUAGGUGGCAGCCGCAAACUGGAGGCUAACCCUAGGUGA